Parnassius apollo (apollo) is the source of this 657-nucleotide messenger RNA. The record is from the annotation of a GenBank genome assembly. NCBI's taxonomy places the organism in Eukaryota, Metazoa, Arthropoda, Insecta, Lepidoptera, Papilionidae.
AUGGACCCCGUCAUCAUAACGCCGGAUGACGUAGCUGAGGCGGUCCGUAGAGCCCCGAACUGGAAAUAUCCGGGACUCGACGGGCUGCAUCACUACUGGCUGAAGGGGUUCACGUUGUGUCACGCUGUGCUCGCCCGUCAGUUUCAAGAGGCUCUCAACCAGAAGUCGCUACCUAGCCUCUUCAAUACUGGGAUCACUCAUUUGGUUCCUAAAGACCAGCUACGACGUGAGGCUGUUCCCUCAUCAAAUGAAAAUGCUACGACUGAGGAUGCGGUGCCACAAGUUGCAGAACAACCCGCACACGUGGAUGCCGCCGUGAAUAUCCCAGUGGUUGUUGAUUCAAAUUAUGAUGGAACAUUCACCCAGGAACUAGAAAUAGAGCAAAUGAGGAGUACAUUGGAAGAGGCGAUUGUGGAAACGCGCAGUACGCCUCUCGAAAAUCGACCGCGACUUCCCCGCAUAGCCCUGAGUAAGCGGAAUCGGGCUGUCGUGAGGGCUCUGAACGCAAUGCUGGUGACCUAUUUGGAAGCCAGCCGGUACCUUUGCGAGACGGACUCAAUUCUUUUUGGCGUCGCGCUGGCACUCUGCCUCACUAUAGGCGCCAAGGUUACCACGGCUGGACGCGCUACUGGCCAAAGUAGCGCUAUUCCAGCAUGA